UGCCUUGGCAUGGAACUAAAUGCAGUUAGAAAAGCUUUUGAAGAAUCGGGCCCUCCCCAGAGCGCGUGGAGGGCUAGAAGUAAACCCAAGGCAUAAUGUUGGGUCUAGUGAGUCAACAGACCGAACUGGAGAGAACCAAGAGAGAGACUUGAGUGGGCUCUUUGUGGAGGAUCCCACGGCAGAAACUUCACUUUUUUUUCAAGAAGGCCCUUGUGGAUUUCUUUUUUAAAAGAAAAAUCAUUGUGCAUCCUCUGUAGAGGUGAAAAAGGUCAGUGAUUCCGAGACAGCUCCACGGACUUUCCCGCGGCUUGCAUCAGGAUGUCUCUCAAGCUGCCACGGAACUGGGAUUUCGGCCUGAAAAUGGACCGGUCGAAAAUAGUUCGCUCCCAGAGUAUGAUGGCAGUCGAUCCCAAAGGGUCUGGGAACUGGGCCCACCACCCUCCCAGCCUGCAGGAGCGUCCCUUGAAGGCUGGUUGGCUGAAGAAGCAGCGCUCCAUCGUCAAGAACUGGCAGCAGAGGUACUUCGUCUUGAAAGGGCAGUGCCUGUCCUACUACAAGGAGGAGGAUGACCCCAAGCCUCAGGGUUUGGUGCAACUGCAUGGCAGCACAAUCAAGGAAGUCGCGGCCGCCCCGGACGAAGGCGGGAAGUUUAUCUUUGAAAUCAUCCCACGCAUCUCAGGAGAACAGAACCGAAGUGGGCAAGACUCCUACGUGCUGAUGGCUAGUUCCCAGGCAGACAUGGAGGAGUGGGUCAGAUUGCUCCGGAGGGCUGUGGGGUCUCCCUUAGGAGUGGUUUUUGGUCAACAGCUGGCAGAAACCAUGGCCUACGAGCAGCGCUUUGGGCAGUACCAGGUCCCCAUCUUGGUUGAGAAAUGUGCCGAGUUCAUCCGAAAGCACGGCCUGAACGAAGAGGGAAUCUUCCGGCUCCCCGGUCAAGACAACCUGGUGAAACAGCUGCGAGAUGCCUUUGAUGCUGGAGAGCGGCCCUCCUUUGACCAAGAUACAGAUGUGCACACGGUCGCCUCUUUGCUUAAACUUUACCUAAGGGAACUUCCGGAACCGGUCAUACCUUGCGCACAGUAUGAGGAUUUCCUGUUGUGUGGACAACUUCUGACAGCGGAUGAAGCAAAGGGUCACCAGCAGCUGGUGAAGCAGCUGGCGCUCUUGCCCCGGGACAAUUGCAACCUCCUCAGCUAUAUCUGCCGGUUCCUCCAUGAAAUCCAGCAGAACUCGAUCACCAACAAGAUGAGCGUAGAGAACCUGGCGACAGUGUUUGGCGUGAACCUCAUCAAGCCAAAGAUGGAGGAUCCCGUCACCAUAAUGAAAGGGACCCACCACAUCCAGAAAGUGAUGACCGUGAUGAUCAGCCAGCACACCAAGCUCUUCCCUGCGCUGAAAGAGGUGGUGCCUUCUCCACGUCUCCAGAAGAGCCAUUCCAAGAAAUCCUCCGUGCCACGCAGCGCAGUAGGUUGGGAUGCUGUCCAGGCACCGUGGACAUCCAGGACGGUGGACAGGACCAUUUGGGAAGCUGUGAGUGUCCAGAAAGAUGAUGCAGAACCUGCCAGUUCAAAACAUGCAAGCAGGACCGAUCCAUCAGCAGGAGAUAACGGGGAGAUUCCGCUCCAAGACGCUCCCGGAGGGUGGGCAGCGCAGUCUCGGAAAAGGACUCAGACGCUUCCCAACAGGACGUGUUUCCUGAACAUUCCUCCCAACAUAGGGAACCAAAGCAUGGAUGGGGAGGAUGUUUCCAGUCCUGGCUUGUGCUCCUCCUCCUCCUCCUCCUCUGUUGUCCAUCCCAACCCAGUUUCCUCCGUCAGUGGCCACAAAAGGACCUCAUCCUGUGGGCUUUCUAGGUUGCUCAAUUUCCCACAAACCUCAAACUCUGACCACAGCCAGAGUGCCGUGGAGGAAAGAAAGAAAGAGACUCCACCGAGGGAGAGCCCCUCGCCCCAGUUAAGUGGUCAUCUGGGGAAAAGUUUCCAAACCAGCGAAACUCCCAGCCCUAAGCUAAAUGGGGGCACAGCUCCAUACCCUCCUGCUGAAGGCAAAGGCUCUCCUUUAGAGGAUCCUGACUCACUUCAAAAGACAAUUGUGCAGCUGAGGAAAUCGCUGGAGUCACAGAAAAAUGACUACGAGAGACAAAUAAAGAGCCUCCAGGAGGAGAACUUCGAGGUCUGGACCAAAGUAGUGAGGUUAAAUGAAGAGCUUGAGAAAGAAAAGAAGAAAUUUGCAGAGCUGGAAGUUAAACUUGAGAGCAUCAGGCAUUUCAAGGAGGACUCUGAGAAGAUGAACCAUCUCCUGGAGGACUCCUUAAAAUCUGUGUGCCGGUUUGCAAGGAAAACAGAAGAGAAGGAGAAGGUUUCCCUCCCUGAGUGUAAGCUAACGCGCCCCAUUCCUAAGAAGGAUGAUUUUUCGAGCACAGUUGCCUAGGGCAAUUUCUAGAAUGGUUGCACGGAACUCAUGGUGGGUCAGACAGAACUCCAGAGGAUUCAUGAAAGCUGGUAUUUAAUUUUUUCCCUCUGGAGAUGCUGGAGAAGAACUGGAACCUCAGCCUCCAUCCCCACCCUGGGGUUUUCAUCCCAUGUGGGACUUGUUUUCUUGACAAAGGGCUCAGCCCUUUCUUAAAUCGGACUGAACUGUUCUGACUCCAUGGUCCUGAGUCAUGGGCGGGUGCUUUACUAGGGAGCAGGACCCUAGUUCAGCAUUCAGAUGGCCCCUGGUUGGAGCAAGACCUUCUGUGGGGAUGAUCUUGGGAGGCCCCAUGGUGCACCUUGCAAGCUUUUGGCUCCAGUUUGUGGACUCAGCAUCCCUCCCACUUCCCAGGAACCCAACGACCUUGCCUUGGCAGAUGGUGAACCCGUGGGUUACUUUUUCGAUUCUGUUUUAUUCCGAGCUUCUUUGCAACAGCUAGAAAUGGGUCAGGAGCGGUGCAGGAUGGAGGCUUGUUGGUGGCUCAGCCUUUUUGAACCCAAAGAAGCUCCUGCCUUGAACCUGCUCUCUUUCAUUCCUCCUCCUGCUGCUGCUCCAUCUUCUUGGGCGUUAUGGCAAAAGGCCCAUAAGAGCCAGGCUACCCCCUUGGCUUCCUUUUUGCUGGGUUUAUUUGGGAAUGGCUUCGUGGUGGAUCUACUUGGUAGCACCUACUCUUUAUCUCGGGUCAAAGCAAGUUGACACAGCAGAACAACCCUCAACAAGGAAACAUAGUUGUCUCUGAUCAUCCUUUCAGUUUUGCGUCCUUCGGGAGCUUCGUUAUGACACAGAUUGGAAUUCCCUGUUCUACGAGAACAUAGGCCUGUAGCUAUGAUGCAGGUAUCUUUUACCCGAAAAGGAUCUUUAGAAAAAUGGGUCCAUUCCAGGAACAGUUGUGGUCAAAUGCCUGUGAGGAGAAAGAAAGUUUCAUGGACUGGGAGAAUGUGAUGUGACGUUGAAAAGGUGUCACACGUGGUAUGUAGAGAUGAGAGGAAAUCAAGUGUUGCCCAGUAAUCAAAUGAAGCAUAUGUUACAGCUCUGAACAUUGAAUAAACCUUCAAAGGGAGGCUGUUGGCUAGAACUUUAAAUAAAGCAUGCGGGAAGAAUCAAA
Messenger RNA from Pogona vitticeps (central bearded dragon), 3577 nucleotides. RefSeq names its product Rho GTPase activating protein 25 (gene ARHGAP25). Gene Ontology annotation, cellular component: phagocytic cup. Gene Ontology annotation, biological process: negative regulation of small GTPase mediated signal transduction; activation of GTPase activity; signal transduction. The record is from RefSeq and is a predicted model, not a curated record. Lineage: Eukaryota; Metazoa; Chordata; Lepidosauria; Squamata; Agamidae. Gene Ontology annotation, molecular function: GTPase activator activity.